UCGGUCAAUUUCUACCUCUUCUUCUUUGUCAAAACUCUCCACUAGUUUUAUAAUCGUGAUCUAUGACUAUUCACGCAUGAAAACCGUGUCAUUUCAUCUUCCUCAUCCCCCUCCCUUUUCACUUGCCCAUCCCCAACCUUAUUUGUCUCUCCUUUCCUCUGCAUCUCACCAAAAAAAAGUUCCUCCAAAAGAUGAUGAUGCAUCCCCAUCGCCAUCCCUUUUGGGAUCUUUCACUGUGCUUCGUGAUCGCAACCACCCUGAUCCUGAUCCGAGCUCCGACGGCGUGCUGCGCGGACGACGCGAGCUACCUGAACUGCAGCUCCACCAUCCAAUGCGGCGACCUGCAAAACAUCAGUUACCCCUUCUGGGGGUUGAACCGCGCCUCCUACUGCGGCCUGCCCGAGUUCGAGCUGACUUGUCAGGACAACACGACUCCACUGAUCACCAUAUCUAACCAAGACCAUCGGGUCCUUCGGGUCGAUGGCACCUCACAGAUGACUAUUGCCCGAAAUGAUUACUGGAAUAAUAUCUGCCCAGCCUCUUUUAUCAAUACCACCCAGGACAUCACCACCCCAUUCGCUUACACCUCAGACACCGUGGCCAGCAACCUGACUCUGUACUAUGGGUGUGGGGGAAGCACGAGUCAGGUAUGGUCAGCGAUUAUCAGCAGCCAGUUCAACUGCACCAUCAACAACACCAAAGUCAUCGGUUACUUCAUAACAAAGAACGUUAGCGAUAUCACGACUUCUAACGGCUUCGAUCUCUCGAACAUAACAAGUUACUUUGGAGCCUGCAAAACCAGUGUGGUUUUGGCUGCGAACCAGUCGGCCAUUGAGGGGAUAGAGAUGACCACAACCCCGACCAACACGACUGUAGUGUCAGCCAUUGAUGAGGGCUUUGGGCUGCAGUGGACGGUGGCCAGUCAAUGCAGCGGCUGCCUCGCUUCAGGCGGGCAGUGUGGACGGGAUAAUAGUUCUGGUGAUUUCAAGUGCUAUUGCCCGGACAAGCCCUACUCUUCCAUAUGCCCAGGAUCCAAGACGCGGCUUAUAUCGUCCCCAGCUGGAGUUCUUGUUAUUAUUGGUGUUUCAGUAUCUGCAAUUGCCAUCAUUUUCGUCCUCAAGAUUAAAACUGGAAUCUUCUCUUGGAAGGUUCUACUCUUCCACAGUGAGAAAGAUCGUGAUGUUGAGAAAUUGAUGGGAAUCCAUGGAUCUCUUGUUCCAAGAAGAUACCGAUAUAUUGAUCUGAAGAAAAUGACAAACUCAUUUUCAGAGAAACUCGGUCAAGGAGGAUUUGGUGCAGUGUAUAAAGGGCAGAUGAGAGAUGGUUGUCUCGUGGCAGUGAAAAUUCUCUUAGAGUCAAAAAGUAGCCCAGAAGAAUUUAUCAAUGAAGUGGUCAGCAUUAGUAGAACUUCUCACGUUAAUGUGAUAACUCUUUUAGGUUUUUGUUACGAAGGGAAGAAAAGAGCUCUAAUAUUCGAUUACAUGCCUAAUGGUUCAUUGGAUAAGUUCAUAUAUUUUGGAAGAGCUUUACAUAUGAGUAGUUCCUUGGAAUGGAAGAUACUAUAUCAAAUUGCAAUUGGCAUUGCUCAUGGGCUAGAGUAUCUGCACCGAGGCUGCAAUACCAGAAUCUUGCAUUUCGAUAUAAAACCUCAAAACAUCUUGCUUGAUGUAGAUUUUAUCCCCAAGAUUUCGGAUUUUGGCCUUGCUAAACUUUGUCAUGGGCAAGAGAGUGCCGUAUCAACUCUCGGCAUGAGAGGAACUGUUGGGUUUAUUGCACCAGAAGUUGUUUUCCGAAACUUGGGGAGAGUCUCUCACAAGUCUGAUGUUUAUAGUUAUGGAAUGUUGGUUCUUGAAAUGGUAGGCUUCAGAAAUUCCGACAUGGAAGUUUCCAACGAGAGUGAAAUGUACUUUCCAGAAUGGAUUUAUAGGAGCUUAGAGCCUGGCAAAGAUCUAAAAUUGCCGAUGAAUGCGACAGAGGAGGAGGAAGUGCUAGUGAAGAAGAUGAUGAUUGUGAGUUUGUGGUGCAUUCAAACCAGUCCAUCUGACCGACCUCCAAUUGUGAAAGUGAUAGAAAUGCUGGAAGGAAAUUUUGAUUCACUGCAAAUGCCGCCAAAGCCCAUCUUGUAUUCUCCAACACAACCACCAUUGCAACAUUGGGAAAUGAUGGCGUUGAAUUCCGAUAGAAGCCUCGAGGAGACAAUACUAGAGAAUUCAGAGGAAAGCAGUAACACAUUGUAAAGUGGUAAUGCACGACUGUACUUCUUGAGAUGUAGUUCUUUAUGCUCUUCUUUGCAGAAAGACUGAUACUGACGUCAUUUAACACGCACGAAUGAACUUAAAUCACGUCUUCAACGGAAACCAAACGACCUUCCGUAUAUGGCAAAUGGCAUCAAAGCCAGCCGACCUUAAAAUUUAACAACUGCAUAGUUGUAUACUUUGAGAUUUAGCCCAGUUGAAUUCCACCUCCCAAUAAUACAAUUUGUUUGCUAUUUCUUUGUUUUUUUGUCCGCUAGAGGUGAAUGUUAUUUAAUUAAUAUAUGACAGUGUAAUAGACUUUUAUUGAGAUCGAGACGUCUGAAUAUGACA
This is a messenger RNA of Syzygium oleosum, 2585 nucleotides long. Its product is annotated as LEAF RUST 10 DISEASE-RESISTANCE LOCUS RECEPTOR-LIKE PROTEIN KINASE-like 2.5. NCBI's taxonomy places the organism in Eukaryota, Viridiplantae, Streptophyta, Magnoliopsida, Myrtales, Myrtaceae. Gene Ontology annotation, biological process: protein phosphorylation. The transcript is spliced from 4 exons. Gene Ontology annotation, molecular function: protein kinase activity; polysaccharide binding; ATP binding. Bases 192 to 2237 code for a protein of 681 amino acids. The record is from RefSeq and is a predicted model, not a curated record.